UGUCGAGUGUGUAUAGGAAUGCAAACCAAUCUUCCAAUUUGUUGUUUCGUGUCUGUCGUGUCAAAGAAUCAUAAAUUUUCUUCUGUUUUGUUUAUUGUAAAAAUUGUAAUUAAAUGUUUUUCUUCAAAUUCGUUUAAAUUCAUCAACUUUCGUGUCUGGGUUCAUACUAUAAUUCAAUUUUCCAAAUUAUUCGAAUAAAAUGUCCGGCAAAUUUCACGGUUUCUCUCAAGACUACAUCGAAAAACUGAAAUCCAAUCCGAAAACAAAUAAAGAGAAUAAUAAACCAAACAUACCCGAAAGGACAAAAUCACAUCCACCGGCAAAAGUGACAACAAUAAAGUCACAACAACAAAUGAUUGCGAAAACACCGACAACAAAUAAACCUGUUGAUGACGCAGACGAAACUAGCCAGGAUUUGUCGAACAAUCACCUGCAGGAUGCACUACAUUUCAAGCCAUUACCACCACCGAAAUCGGUGUCGAUUGACGAAAUUGUGGAAUCAGCACAAGAAAUUAAGAAGUCGGAUGACUCAUCCAAAAAUGUUGUUGCAUUUAAGGGCAUUUCACUCAAGGAUUAUGAAAGCCAACGACGCAUGGUCGAAGAGCAAAAUAAGCAGAAAAAGGAAAUUUUAUACAGGGCGAUUGAGCAACACUCCGAGCGAACCGCUGCUGAAGCUAAGAAAUUGCAAGAAAUCAGAAAAGAAUUACAAAAAUUGGAAUCAGAGCUAGCAGCUGAUGUUUCGGUGUUACGAAAGCAAAUCGAAGAUGCUAGCGUUAAAUACAUGAAUGCUGAAAAAAGCUACGAGCAAAUCGAGACGGCAUUUUUAAUCGCCAAGACGAAUUUAUUUAAGGCUCGCGAGAAGAAAGAGCUCUUGGCUGAGCACUUGAACAUAAUCAUUUCGAAUAACGAGGACAGAAAAGCGAAAAAGUUGUCCGAACUGAUGGAAAAGGUCGGUUUGACACCGCUUGGUGAAACGGUGACCGCAGCAGUUCCUGAUUGUACUGUUGAUCAACAAACAAUGAAUGGAAACUGAUAAAUUGUGCAAUUUAAAAUUUAGGCGAUAUUUAUAACAGUGACGUUCUUGCCAGGAGGAAAGGACAGCCAGUUCAGCUGUUGAUAACGAUCUUUACUAACUCAAUAUCUACUCAAUAUCUCCUAUCUGUUCUUGCCUAUACUUUUAUCAUUAUUUUACGUAUGUAAUACCGGCUGGUGCAUUAUUUAUUAUUAAAAAGUUUUAAUUUUGUGACUAAAA
This is a messenger RNA of Bradysia coprophila, 1252 nucleotides long. It is a transcript of the gene Gorab, whose product is annotated as Golgin, RAB6 interacting. Lineage: Eukaryota; Metazoa; Arthropoda; Insecta; Diptera; Sciaridae. The record is from RefSeq and is a predicted model, not a curated record. Gene Ontology annotation, biological process: non-motile cilium assembly.